Messenger RNA from Mugil cephalus (flathead mullet), 1796 nucleotides. RefSeq names its product gremlin 2, DAN family BMP antagonist a (gene grem2a). The coding region runs from base 458 to 1036 and encodes 192 amino acids. NCBI's taxonomy places the organism in Eukaryota, Metazoa, Chordata, Actinopteri, Mugiliformes, Mugilidae. Gene Ontology annotation, molecular function: receptor ligand activity; BMP binding. The transcript has 2 exons. The record is from RefSeq and is a predicted model, not a curated record. Gene Ontology annotation, biological process: animal organ morphogenesis.
AAUGACCAGGGCCAAUAGGAAAAACCCUCCCAGUCUUGAGGAGGGAAGGGGGUGGUGGGGAUUCAGACUAAGGCAGGCUUUACAGCGACUCAGACACUUUCAAAGACAGACUGCAGACAGUCUCCACAGCACUAAGAUAUGGGCUUACUGUGACUGAACUCUGGAGCUUCUCCCUUAAACCUUAAACCAAACAGACUAAGGAAGAGAAAAUUAGACUCAGAGAGAAAGUAAGAAGAGAUACAACUUGUCAAGGAGGAUGGAGAGCUGAACGCGUCUAACACUUUUGAGUUUUUAGUGGGUAAAAAAAGACGGGAACGGACAAGCCUGAGGAUACUACAGAUUAUGUUGCCAUGGAAACCAAAACCUGGAAGCGGACGCAAGGACCACUGAAGUUUGACGAUCAUCCUUGACUGCAUCCUCGACACAUAACUGUCCUACUGCACGCCGUGGUGAGAGGAUGCUUUGGAGAAUAACUAUCCCCGUCAUACUGGCUGGGGUGCUUUGCAUCACCGCCGAGUCCAAAAGGACCCGGCCACAGGGAUCCAUCCCAUCCCCAUACAAGACCAAAGGGAAUCUGUCUGCAGAACGUCACCAUCGGCUAUUGCAACAGAAACCAGAAGUGCUAUCAUCGAGCCGGGAGGCCUUGGUUGUGACAGAGCGCCGCUACCUCCGCAGAGACUGGUGCAAGACCCAACCACUUCGUCAGACAAUCAGUGAGGAGGGCUGCCGCAGCCGCACUGUGGUCAACCGUUUUUGCUACGGCCAGUGCAACUCCUUCUACAUCCCGCGCCACAUGGGCCCGAGCUCGGGUCAGGGACAGAAUCGAGGUCAGGGCUCCGGCUCUGGAAGGAAGAACCACAACAAAGUCCAGGAGCCAUUUCAGUCCUGCUCCUUCUGCAGGCCACAUCGCAUCACGCAGCUCACAGUGCAGUUAGACUGCCCAGACCUGCAGCCCCCUUUCAGACACCGUAAGGUGCAGAGGGUCAAGCAGUGUCGUUGCAUGUCUGUGGAUGUAAGUGGUCAUGGGAAACUGUGAAGGACUUGAUUUGAAAUGCCAUCAGGUGUGUGCUGUCAAAUGCAGAAAUUUCCAGGACUGGUUUCAAAUGGAACUAUUCUGCAUUUUGUACAUAUAACGACUAGUCGUCUAAUGACAUGAAACAGGGAUCUGAUAAACAAAGACUCAAUAUUGAUUUAAUUAGAGACUAGCACCCAUGUUGACGUGUCAGUGGAGUUGUAAAAGAACAAAUGGAAGAGAUGACAACAAUAGAGCUGCCGAUGUUUAAUCAUGAACAUGUUUUCUGUCCCCGUUCAGAAAGUUAAUGUCUAACAGAGUCCCUCUCUUUAAAAGCUACACAACAUGACGGACACUGGGGAAGACCAUGCUAAUAACGCAGUGUCUUUAAAAACUAUGCUGUAGAAAUAGUGCAAACACUUUUGUAAUAUGAGAUGCAGAUCUGCAAUAAUGACACAGUUUGUCAGUAUGGUUUUGCAUUGUUUUACACGUAUUUUAUCUGUUAUACUUUAUCUUUUCCGUACGUUCAAGAAUGUCUCAAGUUGAUGUUGAGGGAAAGAUUUCAAAAAAAAACAUGAAGCAACACAGCAACGACCAGUGGCAUUCACCUGCUUGGACACAAACCCGGCUGUCUACUGUACAUUUGCCACAAAUAUACUAGCCAAUAGGAAAACAUACUGCAGCAUGUGUAAUGGAGGUGCAAUGCAAUAUAUACAGUAUAUGUAUUUUAUGUAUGUGUGUAAGUAUGUAUGUUAAAGUAUAUUAAAUCUAUUUCAUAUAAAAA